Molecule: messenger RNA, 428 nt
Organism: Cataglyphis hispanica
Lineage: Eukaryota; Metazoa; Arthropoda; Insecta; Hymenoptera; Formicidae
Gene: RpS21
Product: 40S ribosomal protein S21
Exons: 4
Coding region: 119-370 (83 amino acids)
Biological process (GO): endonucleolytic cleavage to generate mature 3'-end of SSU-rRNA from (SSU-rRNA, 5.8S rRNA, LSU-rRNA); translation; endonucleolytic cleavage in ITS1 to separate SSU-rRNA from 5.8S rRNA and LSU-rRNA from tricistronic rRNA transcript (SSU-rRNA, 5.8S rRNA, LSU-rRNA)
Cellular component (GO): cytosolic small ribosomal subunit; ribosome
Molecular function (GO): structural constituent of ribosome
Source: RefSeq, a predicted model, not a curated record
CCUUUUUGAAUCUUACCACUCCAUUGACUGAUAAAGUACCGUCGGUCAUUGAAUAUAUCCGGCGGUCUUUUCAUUCGAUAGCCAUAUUGAGAGAAACACACGCCGACUUUAUAAAAAAAUGGAGAACGACUUGGGAACUCUGGUCGAUUUGUACAUCCCACGAAAAUGCUCUGCGAGCAAUCGCAUCAUCCAUGCCAAGGAUCAUGCAUCGAUACAGUUAACAUUGGCUGACGUCGAUCCAGAAACUGGACGCAUGACUGAUACUCAUAAGAUGUAUGCAAUCUGUGGAGCAAUCCGUCGUAUGGGUGAAUCAGACGAUUGUUUAGUACGAUUAACAAAGAAGGAUGGACUUUUACCGAAGAAUUUCUAAUAUAAAUUAUAUGGCCAGUUCUAAUUUCUAAUAAAGUUAAAAAAAAAAUAAAAUAAAA